Molecule: messenger RNA, 3480 nt
Organism: Homarus americanus (American lobster)
Lineage: Eukaryota; Metazoa; Arthropoda; Malacostraca; Decapoda; Nephropidae
Gene: inc
Product: BTB/POZ domain-containing protein KCTD5-like
Exons: 5
Coding region: 11-694 (227 amino acids)
Biological process (GO): protein homooligomerization; proteasome-mediated ubiquitin-dependent protein catabolic process
Cellular component (GO): Cul3-RING ubiquitin ligase complex; cytoplasm
Molecular function (GO): cullin family protein binding
Source: RefSeq, a predicted model, not a curated record
AUUGUCAAACAUGGCGUCGUCACCUCGGACAGAUGAUCACAUCGUUAAUGGCGAGGUAUCAGGGUCAACUAGAUCUAGGGAGUGGAUCAGAUUAAAUGUUGGGGGAACACACUUUCUUACCACGAGAACCACACUAUGCAGGGACCCCAACUCCUUCCUGUGUCGACUGGUACAAGACGACCCCGAGCUCAACACGGACAAGGAUGAAACUGGUGCCUACUUAAUUGACAGAGAUCCUACAUAUUUUGGUCCGGUGCUAAAUUACUUACGACAUGGGAAAUUAGUAAUGAAUAAGGAUUUAGCAGAAGAAGGUAUUUUAGAAGAAGCAGAGUUCUAUAACAUCACAGAAUUAAUUAGGUUAGUGAAAGAACGUAUCAGCCAAAGAGAUAACCGGCCACCAAAGGCAGGCAAGAAACACAUGUACAGAGUUCUCCAGUGUCACGAAAAUGAAUUGACUCAGCUUGUAUCAACAAUGUCUGAUGGCUGGAAGUUUGAGCAGUUGAUCAACAUUGGGUCUCAGUACUCCUACGGAAGUGAAGACCACACAGAAUUCUUGUGUGUAGUGUCACGGGAAUACUCAUCAUCCCCAGGUUCUCAUCAGUGUUCGACUGAUCGUCCUGACCACCUUGAUCUACACAACUCUAAGGACUCUGAGCUGGAGAAUGGAGAGGCAGCCCCGAGGGGGUUCCAUUAGGAAUUUUCUAUGCAAGGGAAAAGUGCUUUCCCUGAGUAACAAUGAUACAUUACUGUACAGUACUGUCUGUGUAUUGAUUAACAAAGGGUAAUUUUGUAGAAAUGGCUUGACAGUUUCCUUUAGUACUUUCCACUUCUGUCAUCUUCCUAGUAGCAGUGGUAAUCCACCUAUCAAGUUAUCAAGUAUAUUACAUUACCAAACAUUGCAGGUUUUCUCCAGGUACUCUGGUUUCCUCCUGUACUGACACUAGACAAGAAAGGUUAUAUAUAACAAAGCAGCAAAGAACAGACCAUCCUCCAAACAGCUAGUAAUCUUCUGUGAUGAAAUUAUAAAAAAAAAAAAAGCUCCUCAUUAUGUUGUAUAGUUAGUUGAUAAUCUCUACAGUACAGAAGUUAUAAAUACGUACUGUACUGUAGCUGAGUGUCUGGGCUUUCCAAAUAUUACAGUACUGUACUGUACAGGUAUGUGAAAAUUUGGUGUAUCAUUCUUUUACAAAGUUGAAUACAAAUACAGUAUGUGUGUAAAUUGUCAUAACAGCUGUAUGCAUUGAGUAUAGUGUGCAUGUUCAUGAAUAGUCUUAGGAAAGUUGUAAGCAUUAAGUAAGUAGCUUCAGAGAAAAAUAAUUGGGUAGCAAACACAUAUCAAGAAUAUUACACCACAACUCCAUUUUCCCUUGGAGGUACAGUACAGUAAUCAAAGGAAAAAUAGUUUUGUAAUCGAUCCCAACAUUACAGAUUUGGUACUGUAUAGUGUUAUGACAUAUUUUUUGGCAAAAAUAAAAUGUGUCAUGUACAACCACUUUUUAAUGUACUGUAUAAUUUAAAAUUCUGUAAAAGCUUCAACUUAAAGUACUGUAUCAAACAUUUCCUCAUGUAGCAGAUGGUGUCACUCAAGUAAGGGAUAUGAGAUGAAUAUGAUAUAGUAUUGAUUUUCUAGGUCAGUAGUAUUAGAUUGUACUGUAAUGAGCCCCAUAAUAAUUUAUGAGGUAUGAACUACGAAAUUGCUUAACUGAUUAACUUAAGUAUACUGUACUUGUUGUUAUUUACUCAGACUUAUGUCCUUUUUACUUUUACUUUUAUACUCUUCGUCACUGAUCGACUCAUUAGCUUUGUUCAUGAUUAGGAUGAUGUAUGCCUGAGGCCUAGCUUGUAAAAAAAAUGCACACUUAAUUUUGGCAAGUUUUAUGGUAUAAUGAUAAUAAUGAUGAUGAUGAUGAUGAUGAUGAUGAUGAUGAAUGCAGCCAUGUAAUAAAUGUAGUAGUUUAGAUUAUGAAAUAGAUAUUGGCAAUAGAAAGUAAUAAAUACUUUCUGUUCAGGAUAAUACAGGUUUCCCUCGCUGUACGAAGGGAUUUAGAUCCUGAAAACCAUUCGUAAUGUGAAUUUUUGAAUAGCAGAUAAAAGAACAUGUAGGGAAAAAGGGUUUGGUUCUCAAUGACAAGAAAACCCCUAGAUCAUACCCCAAAAACAUGAAAUCAGUUCCCCCAAAACAUAAAAAUCUAUACGUAUAACUAAUGAUAAGUAGUGCUACCUAACACAUUAAAAACAUAAAAAUAUACAGCUAAAACCAUUAACGUAAAGCUGAAUCAAAGUUUAACACAGCCGCCAUUUACAUAUAUGCUGGCUGUAUCAUGCGUGCCUGGCGCUCAUCCUCCCAACCCUAAGCAACACUCCCCCUCCUGCUCACACACAUAAAGAAAUGUUUAUUCCCUUAAAGGUUUUUACCUUAUGGUAGUUAUUUCUUUUACUUACUUUUUUUUUGCACAUUAUGUAUGUACUGUAGAAUUGUGUGUGCAUGUAACUGAGAAAAAAAAAGUGAAGAAAGUUCAGUUUAUCUAUCCAAAAUUAUGAGUUGAUAAAUAAUCAUAACAUAACUCCUCUAGCUUAUCCUGCUAACUCUUGCUGGUGUAUGAAAUUUUUUAAUCCUUUUACGUAUGUUUAUGACUUUAUGAUAAAUAUUUUUGGUUUUUGUUUUCCACAUUUUGUAUGUAGGAUUGUGUGUGCAUGUAACCAAAAAAAUCUGAAGAAAGUUAUGUUUAUAUUCUAUACCAGAAAUAACUAGUUGAAAAAUAACCAUAACUCCUACCUGAACCUGGUAGAGAGUGUUAGGGGUACGGUAUGUGUCCGCCCCAGCUGACUCCCGAGGGCUCACAAUUGGAAUUUUUACUGGGAUCCAAACUCGUAUAAGUUGGGGAAGCUUUCAUAACAUAAAAGAGGUGGUAAAUUAGGACAAUUUUAGAAGUAAAUUUUUGUAUCUCAAAUGUUCGUAUAAAGAGGGAUACCUGUAUGUUGUGAUUAAGAGGGAAGAGGAGCAGGAAACUUAUUAUGGUUGCUUAUAUUUGUCUAUUCAGAAUUCUUUUUUUUUCAUUUUGGGAAUUUAAUGGUUAUAAUUUAUAUGUUACUGAGUUCUAUAGUAUACAAAACACAAGGAAGAUAUUUUGAAAGGUUUUUAAAAGAAACAAUGUGAACAGAGCGCUAAAGUUAUUAAUUCACUGAAAAAUCUUUACAUUAAACUUUCCAGUAAUACCUCUUAGACUUAAACGUAUUACAGACAACAACAACCAAAAUUAUUAGAGUACAGUACAGUAAACUCUAUUGAUAACUCGUGGCAUUUGGUAACUCGGAAUUUCAUAUAACUCGGCAUGGAUAUGGUCUCGGAAUGCAUUAGUAUAACUCAGGAAAUGCCAAGAUAUAUAAAAUCUGGGAAAAUCUCGGCAUAUCUGGCCACCUGCAUCACCUACCAUGCCUGUGUCACCUACCAUGCCUCUGUGUCACCUACCAUGCCUCUGU